Messenger RNA from Linum trigynum, 3563 nucleotides. Lineage: Eukaryota; Viridiplantae; Streptophyta; Magnoliopsida; Malpighiales; Linaceae. The record is from the annotation of a GenBank genome assembly.
GUGAGGAAGAACCCUAAACAGUCUCCCGACGAAGAAGGUGAAGGCCCUUCGAUUCGGCGCUGGUGAUUCUCCUCUACCCGAGCAUGGGGCCUUCGAUUCGGCGCUGGUGAAGGCCCUCUGUCCAGAAAGCGCGCGAUCGAUCGAUUCCUCGAGGGGAGGGCGAUUUCUUCAGCCUCCUCUGUCCGACGAAGAUCGAGCCCUGUACCACCAUCGCCGAUUCUUUCUUCUCGACAUCUCCUGGAACAUUCGCAGCCUUCAAAUCGUCGACCAUUGAAGGAUUCGAGCAGCCAUUUGAAGAAGAAGGCGCGGAUUUGGGGGAUUUGAGUUUCCCCCAAUUUUUCUAGGGAUUCUCUUCGAUACUUUGUGGUGUCUUUUCUGGAGUGUUGGAAGUAUUUGAAGGGUGACUGGGUGGUUGGGAAGCAAAGAAGGUGCCAGAAAUAGUACACAGGAGUAAAUGGCGUAGCUGCUUCGCUGGUGUUAAAGCUCGAGAUUCUCUGGGAAAAGGUUGAAAAACAGGGACCACGAGAACAGUGUCAAGACUCAUUUACCCUUUUGGAAACUUCAGUAACAGGUAUGAUAUGGGUGAAAUUAGUACGUAUUGGUCAUUUACGUUGUUUGUUGAGAAGUCGUUUUCUUGGUUCGGAUUAUUCAAUUGAGAUGGGAAUCAGUUUUGUGGUCUUCCAGAAGGAAAGUAACUGAGUCAAAUGCUUUGUGGAAUGCUUUACGGAAUAGAUUAUCAGGGGUGGUUAAAGUAUGCUUAAUGUCUCAAAUUCGAUGAAUUUAGGCUACUGUUAAAUGGGGAUUGUUUGGUUAUGCAGGAUGUCGACAUUGGUGGAGUUGAUUGUCCAUCAUGGUGGGAAAAUGGAAUAUUCUGAUGAUGGUAUUCGCUACAUAAAUGGCAAGUCAGAGGCUGUUGACAUGGACAUAGAUUAUGUCUCGUUCUUCCAACUCCAACAAAUUGGAACAGUCCACUUCGAUUAUGCAAGGGUUGAGAGGCUGUGGUACAUGGCACCCUCCGACACUUUGGAUAAUGGUCUAGUUGAAAUACGGUCUGAUAGUGAGGUGAUGGAUGGCUUGCUCCCAGCCAUAGAAGAUGGAAAAAUUGUGAUAUUCAUGGAAGCAAUAGAAACUCAAAUCGGGGACAAUGAAGAACUUGGAGAAGAGUUAUCUGAUGAUGGUGAUUCGGAGGAUGGGGAUAACUCACAAAACCGAGACAUUAUCCAUCUCAUGGAUGAUGAUAUCCGUACUUCUUAUGAUGAGUUCAUUGAUGCAAUGGAGGAGCAAGGAGUCAGACCACGACGAGUUCGUACUCGUGUUGAUCAAACUGGGGAGGAGGUAGAGCAAGAGUCAUUGUUUGUUGAUGGUGACCCACCUGUGGAUGAAGGCAGAGGUAAUAGUGAGACCAUUGUUGCAGAUGACGUUGAUAACGAGGACUUGAGGGACAGGGUUGUGGAAGAUUCAGCCUACCGGGGUUCAAUUGAGUCACGCCACGUGAGGGGGAACAUUGAUGACGAAGACAAAGGUAGCCCUCUAGAAAACGGACCUCGAUAUGACCCUAUGUGUGACCAUUCAACCCUUAAGUUGGUUGUGGGCAUGACAUUUGACAACCCCGAGCAGUUCAAGGAGGCCGUUGAAAACCAUUGCAUUGCCAUUGGAGCUGAUAUGAGAUGGACUAGGAGUGACAAGCAAAAGAAGCGUGCUCAAUGCCGUAACAACUGCGGGUGGUACGUUUAUGGAAGCUGGCAUGAACGUUCUUGCUUUAUGAUCAAGAAUGUAGGAAAGGAUCACACAUGUCCUAGGUCUGUGAGAAUGAAGGUUGCAAAUGCUGUUUGGGCUGCUAAAAAGUAUCUCGACAGAUUCAGAAGGGAGCCAAAUUGGAAGGUAAAGAACAUGAUGGUUGAAAUAAGGCAAGCACACAACGUUCAGAUAUCCAGGAGGCAAUGCUAUAGGGCUCGGAUUUAUGCGAAGAGGAUGUUGGGUGGCUCAUUGGUUGAAGAGUACAAUAAGGUCAGGUCCUAUAUGGCAGAAAUGAAGAGGAAAGAUCCUGCUGGAACCUUCAUACUUGAGGUUGACCCAAGUUCUAUUCCUGAACGUGUGCUUUUCAAGAGGCUGUAUGUAGGGUUCAGUGGAUUAAGUAGGGGUUUUACUAGGGGCUGUCGUCCUAUGUUCGCUUUGGAUGGGUGUUUCCUUAAGGGGGAAGUAACUGGGAUGUUGUUGAGUGCAAUUGGGAAAGAUGGUGACAAUCGGAUGUUCCCUAUUGCGUGGGCUGUUGUAGAAGGAGAGAACAGUGAUUCGUGGAAGUGGUUCGUGUCAAUACUUCAACAAGACCUUUGGACCACUGAUGGUCGUGGAUGGACUGUCAUAUCUGAUCAACAGAAGGGACUAGUGCAAGCAAUAAGCACUUGCUUACCUGAAGCUUCACAAAGGAAAUGUGCAAGACAUGUUUUUGCCAACUGGAAGGUCAAUCAUCGAGUUAAGGAGCAUCGGGACCUCUUCUGGGCAGCAGUAUAUGCCACGAAUAUUCCUGAAUAUAAUGCUCAUUUGAAGAAGAUGAAAUACAUUCAGACUAGUGGGGUUGAUCCUAGCUUGCAUAAGGAUUUUCUGGACCAAGAACCACACACAUUCUACAGAGCUUUCAUGAGCCACAUACCAAGGUGUGACUCGGUAGAGAGCAACAUAUGUGAAACAUUUAACGGUUAUAUCCUUGAGGAAAGGGAGGACAGAAUUAUCGACAUGCUAGAGGGAAUUCGUCGGAAGUUGAUGGUUAGGUUUGUCGACAAAAUGAAGAACAUUGAACGAGUUGAUAGUGUUUUCUGUCCUAGGAUUGAAAAGAAGCUCAAGAUUGGGACAGAUUUGGCAAAGAUGUGUGUUGUUAGUCCCGGUUUGGGGGAGAAGUUCGAGGUUGCAGAAGGUAGAAAGGGUUAUGUGGUAGACUUUGAAGACAAAUCUUGUACAUGUGGUUAUUGGGGGUUGACUGGUAUACCAUGUCACCACUCAAUUGCAUGUUUUCAAUACAGGAGGUUGGAACCAGAGAUGUUUGUCACCCAAUAUUAUAAGGUCGAGGUGUAUAAGAUGGCCUACAGACAUGGCAUUCCUACUUUGGAAGGCCAGCAGGCAUGGCCAGAAGCUGAAGGGUAUCAACCACCUGCCACGCAACCUUCACAACCUCGGCAGUAGUUUAGAUAGCAGUAGAAUGUGUUUUUGUAUAGUAGCCUACCUCUAGCAUAUCUGUGGUAUUCGUUUUAAGAUGUGACAUUGAAGUUGGAUCCACCUUUUGUGGUAGGUUACCUGUAGAUCCAUGGAAAUGGUGUAUAUUUCCUAAACAUUGGAUCGACAUUUUAGGUACCUUAAGGGAUGACAUUUCAGGUACCUUGGUAAUGAUAUGUUUUUGUGAAUGUGAAAGCAGCUGUUUUGUCAAUUGAUGUUGUCUGCAUUUUGGUUACAUAAGUAUUACACACAAACUGGUAUAGCCAUUAGAUUAGUAACAUAUUCAAGGUUCGCACAACUUAUAAGAUCCACGAAAACAGGAGAACUGCUUACAACAAUAACAGAUUAGAACAUGC